AUGCGCGCUCGGGACAUGCCGGCGUCCAUGACCACGGAGACUCCUGCCGACGACCAGGAAGACGCGUACUUGGCCCAGCGUCAGUCCACAAUGGACUCGGCCACGUUGGACAAAUUGUUGAUGGCCGAGAAGAACUUGGCACAGGCUGGACAAGCCACUACCAACGUCUGGAAGCUCAUUGGUAAACUACCGAGCGAAGAGAGCGAGUCUCCACCGCCUCCUGCGCACCCUACAGGCCUCUCAGCCAGCGUUUCCAUGCCCUUACGUCAGAACUCCAGGUCCUCAUCCAACCUUUCCGCCUCUCACGGGAUUGGUAGUAGUCCUAGACGUCACACCAGGACAUCUACGCGACGGAAAAUCUCCACACAGGCGUCAGACGACAUUGCGGCGGGUAAAUUCUUAUCCACGGGACCUCCAAGUCCUAUUAACGGCAACAAAUGGGCGUCAACAGCCCCGUCAGGCUCUAGAGCGGAGCUGACGAUUGACACAACAGAUACAACCAGCGUAGAAGCCCGAGCGAGUCCUAGAUACAACAUGGAGAUCCCUCGUCCUGAGAUGGCCGUGGGACGCAGCUCAUUGGGCAAUUAUGCGCAGAGUAACAGCUUCUACGACCGACCAGGACACUUUGGCGCUCGUGCAACCGACACAUUGAGUGACUCGAACAAUUAUCUAGUGGAGAACGGACGUAGCCGAUCCACACACAGUAGCAAUGUCUUUGGCUUUAACCGCAACGCGGCGCCCUUGUCCGAGGUGACUCUGUUCACCUUUACAGUCAAGAAGAGUGACAGUGUGCUGGAGAAACUCGGCAGUAAACGCGCCAGUAUCCAGCUCCAGGUGGACGCGGACGAGCGGAUGCUCUACUUCCUCUCAGCUCAUGACCAACGCGAGGAAUACAGCUGUGCAGCUGUGACGGCCAAGCCGCAGUCCAGACUGGGUAUGCAGCUCAAGAUCCAGACGGGAAAUGCCAGUGUGAACAAGAAGAUCACGUUCUACAGCACCGACGACCGAGCCAACUUCGUCCAGGCGCUGGAACAGGGCAAAGUUAUGAUCAAUAAGAAGACAACGACUGCUGCUACGCCCUCUCGAGCGUCUUCCGAGGCGAUUGACGAGACGGCGUCGACAGUUUCCAGCACGUUUGAACGCUCCAAACUCCGAGAUUCGAUGGUGAGCGACCACUUCCAACUGCUGCCCGGGGAGUCGGUGCUGGAGCAUGUUCAGCGUGUUACGAACCUCGUGGUGAUGUCCCAGAGCGACCGAGCAGUGCAGGGAGUGCUCAAGAUCACGUCGUAUCGUAUCACAUUCGUCCCGUACGACGCGUCGUGGAAGUUUGGCUCGUUUGAGUUGCCUCUGGCUGCUAUUGACUUGAUUACGCGCGAUGGACUGAUGCUUCUGAUCACGUGCAAGGACCUGAGGACUUUGAGACUCGCCAUGCACGACGCGUACUCACGGAAGAAAGGAUACGACCAACUUCCGUCCACUCCGGACUUUCGGUGGCUUAACUUGCUCACUCUCCGCAUGAAGCCGCCUAAUAUGAUUGGUGCGCUGUUCGCCUUCGACUUUCAUACGGAGAAGGCCAAGCAGCGUAGCUGUUCUAUCCCGGAGAAGCAUAAUGGCUGGUUUGUGUACUCACCAUUUGCUGAGUAUCAACGUUUGGGCUUUUUAUCGGCCAAGAAACAGCCGGAAGAGGACGGAGUCAUCACGUGGCGGCUUCUCAAGAACUCUAAGUUCCGUUUCAGCCCCACGUACCCUCAGCUUAUGGUUGUGCCGUCGCUUAUGUCUGAGGAGCAGCUAGUGCAGUCGGCACGCUUUCGAUCACGCGCUCGUCUGCCUGUCGUCGUGUGGCGCCACCCUGUGAACAAGAGCGUGUUGUCUCGGUCCAGCCAGCCGAACUACGGCAUGGCAGGCAACCGAUCCGAACCUGACCGGAUACUUCUGCGCGCGUACCGCGACUCAGCCAACAAGAACAGCUCCAACAUGUCGCCUCCUCUCCACAUUAUCGAUGCGCGCAAGCCUAUCGCCACCAAGGGCAACCGGUUAAAAGGAAAAGGCGUGGAGAACUCACAGCACUACGACAACGCGACUAUUGAAUUUAUGGGCAUCGCCAACAUUCACAAGAUGCGCGAGUCCUUGGAUGCGUUGAAGUCCCUCGUUAGUCCUAGCAGCGUCGAAGAUGGCGACAAACAUUACCACAAUCGUCUCGAGAACACUCGGUGGCUGAAGCACGUGAUGCGAGUACUGUCUGGUGCUCGUAGAGUAGCAGAGGUUCUUCAUGAAGACGGUGCGUCGGUACUGGUGCACUGCAGUGACGGCUGGGACCGCACUCCGCAGCUUGUGGCUCUAGCGCAACUUAUCUUGGACCCAUUCUACCGUUCCAUUCGAGGGUUUGCGAGUCUCGUGGAGAAGGAGUGGUGUUCGUUUGGACACAAGUUCGCCGACCGGAUUGGCGUGGGCAAAGACAUAACUGACCAGCCGAACGAGCGAUCCCCAGUGAUGCUGCAGUUCUUGGACUGUGUGUGGCAGAUGACGCGACAGUUCCCGACGUGCUUCGAGUUCAACGAGAAGUUCCUGAUCCACAUUUCGGACUCGCUGAUCUCCGGACUCUACGGAACGUUCCUGUACAAUUCGGAACGUGAGCGUGUGCUGGACAAGGUGUGGGAACGCACAGAGUCGGUCUGGACGCCUGUAUUAGAGAACCCUGGACCAUACAAGAACCCGUUAUACCGACCGACCAACCGGGUGCUGUACCCACGUGCAAACCUGAAGCGUGUGGUGCUCUGGGACGGCAUGUUCUUCCGCUGGGACCCGGAAAGUCAUCCAGACUACAUGGAGUUUAUGGAUCCAGUGGAGAAGCCUGACGAUGACGCGUCAACACAUGGCUACGAUGAAAACGGCAGUCCUCGAGGCCCCAGUGUGCUUGACCCGCCAUCGGUUAUGCCCAUUGGUGGCGACCUGGAAGACAAGGUCGAACUCGAUAUCGACGUGAUCCACGACUACGACGAGUUCCGGACCAAGACGCUGUCGGACUGCUCGGACAUGAGCGACGACGACGACUUUGAGGUCUCCCCCAGUGUGACGGCACGGUACGAUGGCUCGUCGACGUUGACGGCUGACGAACUGAACAUGACGACGCCAGCAACCAGCGAAGCCGAUUCCGAGAGCUCAUCGGAGACUCGUGUCCCACUGGACCCAAGCGUGUUGAACCGAUAUCAUCGUGGAGUCGAGGAGCGUACGCGUCAACGCGCUCAGGGUCGGAAUAUACGGGAAGCGUUGCUGUUGGCGCCAGAUCAAAGUCGCAUCAAGUACUUGGAGCAGCUACUGAGCGAGAGUGUCGCGCGUGAACUGCAACUUGAAGCAGAACUGGAUUCCGUCGUGCACCGACCUGUGCGAGGCACAAAUGUGGUCUCGAAUGGCACUAAUGGCUCUUCUAAUGUGGCAGGGGGCAGUGAAAAUGGCUCUAGUCACUCCAAUCCAGGCGGUCGCAGGCAGUAG
This is a messenger RNA of Phytophthora infestans T30-4, 3489 nucleotides long. Its product is annotated as myotubularin-like protein. Gene Ontology annotation, biological process: dephosphorylation. The record is from RefSeq and is a predicted model, not a curated record. Gene Ontology annotation, molecular function: phosphatase activity. Bases 1 to 3489 code for a protein of 1162 amino acids. The transcript is spliced from 4 exons. Lineage: Eukaryota; Oomycota; Peronosporomycetes; Peronosporales; Peronosporaceae.